AUGGCUUCCGUCCGCCGCGACUCAGCCGGCAGUACAGCUCCUCCAUCACCACGAUUUCAACAAUGCAACGACGAAAUGAACCCGUUGGAUUCACAAUCGUCCCAGGAUCAGUCGCCUCCACCACCACCACUUCUGACGAUUCCCUCAUUGCUGUCCCCGUACCCGGAUUCAGCCUCUCCUCCUCGUUCCAACUCGGUCGAUCUGUCGACCCUUCGACGGGACAUCGAACUGCUGUCGAUUUCAUCCGGUGACAGCCCUUCUGAAUCCGAAUUUGAACCACCAACACCAGCUGAGAGCGUGAAGACAGUGAGAUCGCGAAGUCAUGAUCCAGCCAAUGCAGCAUCGGUUCUACGACGACCAAGCAGAAUCGAGCAUUUGUCCGAGCUGUUCAGGUGGCACAACGAAUUUUAUCGAGAUUUUUUUAUAUAUGAUGAUGUCAGUGUUGUGAAUUGUUGUACUUAG
Molecule: messenger RNA, 462 nt
Organism: Haemonchus placei
Lineage: Eukaryota; Metazoa; Nematoda; Chromadorea; Rhabditida; Trichostrongylidae
Source: the annotation of a GenBank genome assembly